Molecule: messenger RNA, 1070 nt
Organism: Darwinula stevensoni
Lineage: Eukaryota; Metazoa; Arthropoda; Ostracoda; Podocopida; Darwinulidae
Source: the annotation of a GenBank genome assembly
AUGCAUGCCUAUUUUUGGUUGAUUUUGAGCAGGAUCGAGAAGUACCGCCCUACAACAUUCAGUGACAUUGUGGGAAAUCAAGAAACUGUGAGCCGCCUUGCUGUGUUUUCCGAGACUGGCAAUGUUCCUAAUAUCAUCAUUGCUGGUCCACCAGGUGUGGGGAAGACAACCACAAUCCUCUGCCUGGCCCGAGCCUUGUUAGGUCCUUCUUUUCGAGAAGCUGUCCUGGAACUCAAUGCCUCAAAUGACAGGGGUAUUGAUGUUGUGAGAAACAAAAUUAAGAUGUUUGCACAGCAAAAAGUCUCGCUGCCAAAGGGCCGACAUAAGAUCAUUAUCUUGGAUGAGGCUGACAGCAUGACAGAUGGUGCCCAACAGGCAUUGCGACGUACCAUGGAAAUCUACAGUAAGACUACUCGUUUUGCACUGGCAUGCAACACAAGCGAGAAGAUCAUUGAACCGAUCCAGUCUCGCUGUGCUAUGCUUCGCUACAGCAAACUCACAGAUGCCCAGAUUGCUGACAAACUGGUUGAAGUCUGCAAAAAGGAAAAUGUUGAUUAUGUAGAUGAAGGCCUGGAGGCAAUUGUGUUCACUGCUCAAGGGGACAUGAGACACGCUUUAAAUAAUCUACAGGCAACAUAUGAGGGUUUCCACUUUGUGAAUAGUGAAAAUGUGUUCAAAGUGUGUGACGAGCCUCACCCCCUGUUGAUUAAGGAUAUGCUUCAGCAUUGUGUAUCUUCAGAUAUUGAUGAGGCAUACAAGAUCCUGUCUCAUCUGUGGAAACUUGGAUACUCAACUGAAGACAUCAUCACCAACAUUUUCAGAGUGUGUAAAACCCUGCAAAUGGCUGAAUACCUCAAGCUGGAAUAUCUGAAAGAGAUCGGGAUGUGUCACAUGAAUAUUUUGAAGGGGAAUCAAACCCUCCUCCAGCUUUCCGGUCUGCUGGCCAGACUUUGCGAGAAAACCCUUCCACGAAAGGAUUCCAAAUCAUGAUGGAUCAUUCCAUGUUUUCUCUUGAAGUGGUCGCUUUUAAAAGUGAAGCAUGUCUUUCUCAAUAAAUAGGAAAAACCCAA